UUCGGAUUGGUUCUUCCGUCACAAUGAUCUUAGCCAAUAAGAGAGUUGACGUGUUGGUUAUAUAAGAGAGUGCUAGAGGAACAACGCUGUUAUUUUGGUGUUGUUCUUAGAACGUAUCUGAACUACAAGAUGAGUGGAAGAGGCAAAACCGGCGGUAAAACUAGGGCAAAGGCCAAGACUCGUUCAUCCAGGGCCGGACUGCAAUUCCCCGUGGGUCGUGUGCACAGGCUUCUGCGUAAGGGUAACUACGCCGAGCGCGUCGGUGCCGGCGCUCCGGUUUACUUGGCCGCUGUGCUCGAGUAUCUGACUGCUGAGAUCCUCGAGUUGGCUGGCAACGCCGCCCGUGACAACAAGAAGACCCGUAUCAUUCCCCGCCACCUGCAGCUCGCUGUGCGUAACGACGAGGAGUUGAACAAACUGCUCGGAGGAGUGACCAUCGCUCAGGGAGGUGUACUGCCCAACAUCCAGGCCGUGCUGCUGCCCAAGAAGACCGAGAAGGCCGUCAAGACCAAGUAAACUCGCUCACUGCUGCGUUUUUCACCACCCAAAAAGGCUCUUUUAAGAGCCACC
Molecule: messenger RNA, 570 nt
Organism: Tachysurus fulvidraco (yellow catfish)
Lineage: Eukaryota; Metazoa; Chordata; Actinopteri; Siluriformes; Bagridae
Product: histone H2A-like
Exons: 1
Coding region: 130-516 (128 amino acids)
Cellular component (GO): nucleosome
Molecular function (GO): structural constituent of chromatin; DNA binding; protein heterodimerization activity
Source: RefSeq, a predicted model, not a curated record